AUUAAAAACUUGUCACAUUAUACAGUUUGUGUUCAAAUAUGGUUCGGAUUUAUUAAACAAAAGUCAGUGUUUGAAUGUAAAUAGAUUGAAAUACAUGAUUUUGGAGCUUUCUAGGGCUCUGGGUUAAACUGACUGUACCUUUAAAGAGUCCUGUCCCAAUUACUGCCAAGCUCCGCCUCUGGAGCAGACAUCCCAUGAGUCAUAAAGUUUGAUGUCCUGCCCAAAGUUUAGACCCGACUGGGACAAAACUUUUUUCUCUCCCUGUGUUGAAAGUGAGCUGCAGAGAUUUGUCCCACGAACCAUGAUUUUAUUCUUUUCGUUCUAAGACUAUUUUCUAACUUUUCUUUUUUUGUGAGUGGGACUCUUCUUCCAGCGGAGCGUUUGUUUUGUUUUUCGUCUUUUGUGUUUGCGUCUGCUUUUUUUCCUUUUUUUUUCUUUUGGAAAAAACUGGGGCCGGACGACAACACAGAUUCCUGUGUGGAGUAGAUAUGCGCUUUGUUACAUUCACAAGUAUGCCAGCAAGAAACAACAGGGAAGCGCCGUGUUUCACUGCACAUCUCGACAGCUAACACACACACAAGAAAAAGAAACGACUCAAACUGGUCAAAGUUUAGAAUGACUCUGGAUAAGUUGUGCUGAAGCGGCGUCGAGAUUUCCAGAUUUCCUCCUGCGUAAAAAAGUUUGGGAAUUUGGCUCUCACUUUUCCCCACUCUUUUUUUGCAUGAGCUCCUAAACGCGGAUUUAUAUUCAUAUAUAUACAAAAGUUGGCAGAGUGUUUUGGGACAAUGGAUCCGAGCCAGCACAACCCUCCUGCCGGGCACCAAAUCGUCCAUGUACGCGGUGACUCAGAGACGGACCUGGAGGCGCUCUUCAACGCCGUGAUGAACCCAAAAGGCACCAUCGUCCCACCAUCCGUACCCAUGAGGAUGAGGAAGCUGCCAGACUCCUUCUUCAAACCUCCAGAACCAAAGUCCCAUUCCAGACAAGCAAGCACAGACGCUGGGAGCGGCGGUGCACUCACCCCCCACCAUGUCCGCGCUCACUCGUCCCCAGCGUCCCUGCAGUUGGGAGGGGUUUCUGGUGGCUCCAUGUCCGGCAUGCCCCCAGCAGGUGCUUCCCCUCAACAUCUCCGUCAGUCCUCGUACGAGAUUCCCGAUGACGUGCCCCUUCCCCAUGGGUGGGAGAUGGCCAAGACCCCUUCCGGCCAGAGAUACUUCCUCAACCACAUCGAUCAGACCACCACUUGGCAGGAUCCUCGCAAAGCUCUGCUACAGAUGAACCAGGCUCCUCCGCCCAGUUCUGUGCCAGUCCAGCAACAGAACAUCAUGAACCCAGCUAGUGGUCCUCUCCCUGAUGGCUGGGAACAAGCUAUUACAUCAGAGGGAGAAAUUUACUUCAUCAACCACAAGAACAAGACCACAUCCUGGCUCGACCCACGACUUGACCAACGCUAUGCCCUGAAUCAGCAGAGGAUGACCCAGAGUGCCCCGGUGAAACAGGGAGGCCCGCUGCCCCCCAGCCACAGCGGAGUCAUGGGAGGCAACAAUCAGAUGAGACUGCAGCAGAUCGAGAAGGAACGCCUGAGACUGAAGCAACAGGAGCUGCUUCGGCAGAGACCACAGGUCAGGAAUCAGAGCUCAGAUAUCUCAGAAAUGUUCAGAGGCCUCACGAAGGAAUCGAAAACGUUCCCACGUGUGCAUCAGUACAUCCGUGCAGAGGCGCAAGACACUGGACCCACAGUUGCCCACUUGAUGAAUGUGAGGGGCUCCGGCAAACUGUUUAUGUAGCGGAGCACAAUAUACAUUUUGAUGGCUCUUUAAAAAUGAGUCAUAGGUAUCGUGGUGGAUGUUGGGCCUCUUUGAUGUGCCGUUAUUAUUAUACCGCCCCGCAGUGAAGCACUAACUGUGAGUCAUCUGUGGUAAUUUUAUCACUUCCUAACGGUGAUGUGUCACAGCGCCGCCCGCCUACACAGGGUGGUGCAGCAGAGGACAAGCAUUUACUUAAGGCUGUGUCACAACAGCAGAAACUGAGGUUUAUGGUUAUGAAUGGCAGCGCCGCUGACUUUGUUUACUGUGACAAUCUCGCAGGUUGUGUAAAGUUCACUGUUUAGGAAGUGACCCGAGUGAGUGCAUGCACCUCGGGCUGUAAAGCGAGAAUGAUAAAAGUUAUACUGAAGGUGGCUUGGAGCACAUGUGUUGCAUGUUUAACUAACCAGGUUAAUGGUAACUCUGUGAAAGGUCAUUAUGGGGUAAAGGGAGGCUGCUUCUGCAACUCUGUUUUUGUUUUAAAAUGCAUUACAUCGCGUCAGCUUUCAUCUGGACGGACAGAAACAGUGACCUUUUGUUGCUGCAUUUGUGUCGUUAACACACACACUUAUUUUACUAAAAAUGUCUCCUUUCUAGUGUCUCUUUGGCAUUAUUUCCUCAAACUACAUACA
Molecule: messenger RNA, 2437 nt
Organism: Solea senegalensis (Senegalese sole)
Lineage: Eukaryota; Metazoa; Chordata; Actinopteri; Pleuronectiformes; Soleidae
Product: transcriptional coactivator YAP1-like
Exons: 5
Coding region: 786-1787 (333 amino acids)
Biological process (GO): hippo signaling; positive regulation of transcription by RNA polymerase II
Cellular component (GO): cytoplasm; nucleus
Molecular function (GO): transcription coactivator activity; protein binding; transcription corepressor activity
Source: RefSeq, a predicted model, not a curated record